AUGUCGGAAAAGACGGGGGGUCAUUCCGACCAAUUUCCUGUGUCCGUCUCAUCCCUUCAUUUCCCCUCCGCAGCGCAAUCCAUUUCUCAGACUUUGUCGUCGCUGCGACGAUCAGCGCUGUCUAUUUCCAACCGCCUUCGUUCAAUUGAGUCCGAUGCUGCCUUCGUUGCAGAGGUUGCCGAGCACUACGACUUGCCUCUAGUUGCCAACGAAAGAUGCGGGAGUUGGUACAUUUCGCCGGAUAUCAAAGCUGGUAGUGCCUAUUUCAAGAGCACGGACGGCCAUACCGUUCGCAGCCUGGUCUUACGAGGCGCAGUGAUGCCCGAUGCAUUGUCUAAGACUGUUCCAAUAUGGUGCGCCGUCAUGAAUCGAGCACUUUUCCCAUCCGAUGCUGCAUAUCAUGCAGUACAGCUUCCGCCGAAUUAUCUAGGCGCCUCGGAAGAAUCGCAGAUUGAACGCCGGAUUGAUGGUUUCGUAAAAUCGCUCAAGGAUCUCAAACUUGAUCUGGAUGAUCUCAGGCAACAACUUGGAAAGCCCAUUCGGGUGGCAUGGGCCAAUCGGUCUUAUUUUUAUCCUACUGAUCUGCACAAAGGACCCGACUAUAACCUUUUCGUUCUCUGUUCUGCGUCCAAACGAGUUCACGGAGCAGAAAUUUCAGAGGGUGGCUACAUUCAAGGCGCAGGUGAUGACAGCGAGGGCUGGGCUCAGGGAUUGACUCCGCCAGUCUUCUGGGCCCACAAAGCGACUCUCCUGAAGACGCCCGAGGAGGAUUUGCCGGAACUGGUCGAAGAACUGGUGAAAGAGCAUCGAGAUCAGGAUUCUGCUGACCAAGCCACAUUGAUUGCGCCUACUCGGAAUCUUUAUAUCACUCAAACGAACGCCAGUACCAACGACAGUGGUCUCUAUGACCUCGUAAUUGAUUGCAAUGGCAGACCUGAGGCAUCGGAAGGCGACCAAAAGCGGCUCAAUCUUGGAUGUAGGUCGUCAAAACUGGGAAGCCGCGACUUGAGACAAGAGCUCGAUAAGGUUCGAGCUUUUGUCAGUUCCCAGCUCGCCUCCGAUCCCUCACGAUCCCUACUAGUUACGUGUGAAACUGGUAAAGAUCUCUCUGCUGGUGCUCUCCUUGCUAUCAUAUGUCUAUUCUACAAUGAUGAUGGAUCGUUCACAACAUCCCCGGCGAGGCGAUCAAUGGACAAGCAAUUCAUACGACAACGUCUUGCCUGGAUCGUGUCAUCAAAACAUGAUGUGAACCCAUCCCGCCCUACACUUCAAUCGGUCAAUGCAUUUCUGAUGGAACGGCCGGAUUAUUAA
Aspergillus pseudoviridinutans is the source of this 1311-nucleotide messenger RNA. RefSeq names its product initiator tRNA phosphoribosyl transferase family protein. Gene Ontology annotation, cellular component: cytoplasm. Gene Ontology annotation, biological process: charged-tRNA amino acid modification. The coding region runs from base 1 to 1311 and encodes 436 amino acids. Lineage: Eukaryota; Fungi; Ascomycota; Eurotiomycetes; Eurotiales; Aspergillaceae. The transcript has 4 exons. The record is from RefSeq and is a predicted model, not a curated record. Gene Ontology annotation, molecular function: tRNA adenosine(64)-2'-O-ribosylphosphate transferase activity.